Messenger RNA from Trichoderma citrinoviride, 2079 nucleotides. Its product is annotated as P-loop containing nucleoside triphosphate hydrolase protein. Gene Ontology annotation, biological process: mitotic DNA replication checkpoint signaling; DNA replication initiation. Lineage: Eukaryota; Fungi; Ascomycota; Sordariomycetes; Hypocreales; Hypocreaceae. Gene Ontology annotation, molecular function: chromatin binding; DNA replication origin binding; ATP binding. The annotation marks the transcript as partial. The record is from RefSeq and is a predicted model, not a curated record. The transcript is spliced from 3 exons. Gene Ontology annotation, cellular component: nuclear origin of replication recognition complex.
GACGGCAGUGCCGAAAGCGAGCAGCUGGCUUGGGAAUGGAUAUACAGCAGCGACCAGUCAGAGCACGGCGAAGACGAGGUUGAGGGUGGUAAUCGAAAGAGGAGGAAAGUCGCAGGCAGCUCCAGGAUUGUCGGCGCUCGAUAUGGCGACUUUGAGUGCCGCGUUGGAGACACGGUGAUGCUCAAGGCCGAUGGGUCCAGUGGAACGUGGGUGGCCAUUAUCUGCGACUUCCGGGAAGACGAUGCCGUCGAGGGCAUGGCCGCCAAUUUCAUGUGGUUUUCGACGGAGAAGGAGAUUCCCAACAAGGACAAGAAACGCAAGGACUUCUACUGGAAUGAGCUCUACAUAUCGCCAUCUUGCGACGUUAACCCCCUCGCCUCGAUCGACGGAAAAGCCACCAUCAUGUCCCUCGAAGCCUUCCUCCGCGCGUACCCCUCUGGCAAGAUCCCGCGCAACUCUCCCGACUAUGGCAAGACCUUUGUCUGUCGGCGCGGCUGCAACACCCGAUCAACGACAUACACGGACGAGUUUGUGUGGGAGGAGGUGUAUCAAAACGGACAAGAUGUGCCUGCACUGCUGGAAAUGGUCGACAAGGGCACCCGGCCAACCCGUCGCAGAACUCGAGCGCCAUCACCGCCGCCAAAAGAAGACGCAUACCUGCCGCCUCAGACGCCAACAAAGACUGGCAGAAACUCUGCUACAACCCCCAAGUCGAAGAGAGGGCCAAGGAGCGGCGGAAAGAAGCUCGAAUUCACGCCAUUGGCCACACGGAAGCUGUCGCCGAGCCAGGUCCAGUCUUCUCCGUUCCAGAUAGCCCGCUCACGCCUCCACGUUGCGGCAGUGCCCUCGAGUCUGCCAUGUCGUGAAGGGGAGUUUUCGCUUGUAUACUCACAUCUGGAGGCUGCCAUCACCGAGGGGACCGGCAACUGCAUCUACAUUUCCGGAACGCCAGGCACCGGAAAGACGGCGACGGUACGAGAAGUCAUCUCCCGUCUCGAGGAAGGCGUCUGGCUGGACGAGCUUGACGACUUCAUCUUUGUCGAGAUCAACGGCAUGAAGAUUACGGAUCCUCACCAAGCGUACUCGCUGCUCUGGGAGGCGCUCAACGGGGAGCGUGCCAGCCCUGCCCAAGCCCUCGAUCUGCUGGAGCGGGAAUUCAACAAUCCCAGCCCUAGACGCAUCCCGUGCGUGGUGUUGAUGGAUGAGCUUGAUCAGCUGGUCACAAAGAACCAGGCCGUCAUGUACAACUUUUUCAACUGGCCAACCCUCCGACACAGCCGUCUGAUUGUGCUCGCAGUAGCCAACACUAUGGAUCUUCCAGAGAGAACUCUGAGCAACAAGAUCAGUAGUCGACUGGGCCUUACUCGAAUCACAUUUCCGGGCUACAACCACGAGCAGCUCAUGAAGAUCAUCCAGUCUCGUCUUGAAGGCGUCCCGGGGAACAUCGUCGACGCGGAUGCCGUCCAGUUUGCCAGUCGAAAAGUCGCUGCCGUCAGCGGAGACGCCAGACGAGCCCUGGACAUCUGCCGGCGCGCUGUCGAGCUUGCCGAAAGCGAUGCUCCCGGCGAUCCCACGACGCCGAGCAGGAGAGCCCACGACAACGGGGCCCCUGAGCAGUCCAAACGCGGAAGGGUCACCAUCUCCACCAUCAAGAGGGCCAUCAAUGAGGCCACGACGAACCCGAUCCAGCAGCAUCUGCGUGGCCUCCCGCUGACGUCCAAGAUGCUCAUGGCAGCACUGCUUCUCAGGAUCAGACGAAGCGGCUUGGCUGAAACGACGCUGGGGGAGACUCUGGAUGAGCUUCAGCGCGUGGCCGCCUUUGGAGCCAGACCUCCUCCGGGCAUGGCCCAAAUACUCCCCGGUCUCGCCAAAGGAACUCAGGUCGUGGGCCGACGCUUGGUGGGACGGCCAAUGUACAUCCACACGGCCGCCCUGGAGCUGGUGGCCGCUGGCUUGGUCAACCUCGAGGCCCAUCGUGCGGACCGAUCGAGCAGGCUGCGAUUGGCCAUUGCGGAUGACGAGGUCAAGAUGGCGCUGCGGGAUGACGCCGAUCUCAAGGCCAUGGGUCUGAGCGUUUGA